GGGGGGGGGGGGGGGGGGGGGGGGGGGGUCCAAAUUUCUACCCCUAAACACUUCAACACUCCUUCCAGAUCGUGUUUCACAAAAAUACAUUGAAUAUGGUUACUCUUUCCAAUCUUUCAUCUACAUUAAAAGUGCUAUUAACAUUAUUCUUCUAUUUUUUCGUUUCACAGCGAAUACGUGUGGUGGUUUUGUGCGUAAGGAUGCCUGGGACAUACCUGGAAGUGACAUAUUAUCUUCUCCUGUAAAACAACCUGAUUAUGCUAGCUGUUGCUCAACAUGUCAAGCAACUUAUGCAUGUAUUGCUUUUACAUAUUCACCCUCAAGUCAACAAUGCUGGCCAAAAACAAGUAUGGGCAAUGGUGGAAACUCAACUGGCGAUACUAUCAGUGGAUAUAAUCCCAACAGUUGUUAUCGUUUCGUACGUCAAGACGGGUGGGACAUACCUGAUAAUGACAUAUUACCUUCUCCUGUACAACAACAUGAUUAUGCUAGCUGUUGUUCACAAUGUCGAGCAACUUUUGGAUGCAUUGCUUUUACAUAUUCUCCAUCAAGUCAACGAUGCUCACUGAAAAAAAGUAUGGUUGGUGGUAGAAACUCAACUGGCGAUACCAUUGCUGGUUACUCUGGUAAGUGA
Molecule: messenger RNA, 634 nt
Organism: Rotaria sp. Silwood1
Lineage: Eukaryota; Metazoa; Rotifera; Eurotatoria; Philodinida; Philodinidae
Source: the annotation of a GenBank genome assembly